AUGGCCGAUCGCAGAAAUGAUGUCACCUGGAGAUCGGGUUAUUGGCUAAUUAGGGAAAAUGAUGUCACUAUGGCGCGCCGAGAGUACUGCCUUCAGCUGCAAGGGCGUUGUCACGGGUAUUACUAUCCUGCUUCUACAAGCCAUCUUCAGAAACGGAUGAGACCUAUCGUGCGAAAAAACUUGCAAGAUCAAAAAGUAACCUUAUGGUCUUAUUUAAGAUCCAAUUUUUUAAAUAAGCAAAAUCUUCUCUUUCUUGGAGAAAGUAAUCGUGUUCAAUUUAACACUAUUUAUAUUAAGGAAGCUCAUGCCGCCGAUGAAUGGGCACUACCAGUAACGAAUGAAAAUCUUGGCGUAUGCUUUCUUCAGCCUAAGAAAUUAGAAGCUAGAAUAAACAUAGCUAAAGAAUUUAUUAAUCGUUUCCAAUUUCAAUUACCGUUUUUUAUCGAUUGUAUUGAAAAUGAAACGAUGAAAGCAUACGACGCUGUACCAGAACGAUUAUAUGUAGUCGAUGAUGGAAAAAUCGUUUAUUCAGGCGGUCCAGGUCCAUUUGCUUAUAGCCUAGAUGACAUGGAACAAUUUUUAGAGAAAUACGUCGUAGAAGGACAGAAAUCGUCGUAA
Trichoplax adhaerens is the source of this 618-nucleotide messenger RNA. RefSeq lists its product as uncharacterized. The record is from RefSeq and is a predicted model, not a curated record. Gene Ontology annotation, molecular function: thyroxine 5'-deiodinase activity. Bases 1 to 618 code for a protein of 205 amino acids. The transcript has 3 exons. Lineage: Eukaryota; Metazoa; Placozoa; Uniplacotomia; Trichoplacea; Trichoplacidae.